Molecule: messenger RNA, 1741 nt
Organism: Ostreococcus lucimarinus CCE9901
Lineage: Eukaryota; Viridiplantae; Chlorophyta; Mamiellophyceae; Mamiellales; Bathycoccaceae
Exons: 1
Coding region: 102-1679 (525 amino acids)
Source: RefSeq, a predicted model, not a curated record
CUUCACAAAAGCGAUCGAGCGUUUAAAACGUCGCGAGACACCUCUCGCGACGGCGAUGGCACCAUGAUUCACCCGGUCGAUCGCGCGCGCGAACGCGUGUCAUGGAUUCAGCGCUGCGAAGUCACACUGGUCGUCCUGGACGCGCGGGACUAUUUCUCCUCGUCCUCGCGCUCGCGCUCGCGAGCGUCUGCCUCACGUGGCGAGGCGAAACUCGUCUUCUCGCCUCGAUAACGGCGCGCGUGCGAUUUGAUGACACGUCGUCGCAUAUCGUCAACCCACGGGUCGAGGCGAGGUCGACGUCGACGACCUCGGUCGGUGAAGAGCGCGAGAGAGAGAGCACUGACAACUCUUCUCACAGCUCAAAGACAGCGUCGUUUAGCGUUGACGGCGCGAUGGGAACGCACCGCCGAGCGUCAAAGCUACGCUGCGAGAGAACUUUUGCGGUCAACGGCAAAGCGCAGUUUUCUUGUUACGUGAAGCACGCCUGCGUGUCGUUUCCGAGACAGUCCGCGUACGGCGCGACUCCUCUGGACCCGCCAUACGUCGCGAAGGUGACAUUGUUUGGAGACGAAGAAUUGCUCACGCAAGCGGGGCUCGAGCGAGGAGUUGUGUACGCGGUGGAUCCGGUUCAGUCGACGAGCGGUGACUACUCCGCUGGUGUGUCGUACGGCGUCGUACGCGUGGAUGCGGCGAUGCCCAAUGACAUUCAGUACGCAACCACACUCUCUCACGUCGACGCGAACGGCAAGAAUCGAGAAUGGCCGAUUGAACUCAAAGGAUUUUUCACGUUGGCGUCCUAUUUUGCCGCUGGAAACUGGGGGCAUAUGCUUGCAGACAACUUUUUUGGGAUUUGGACGCGUCUUCGUUUCUUGUCACAAAACCUUGACGAUGCACCUUCGUCGUAUUCAACACAUUGGAAUAGCGCGAGCACGAAGCGCACCGCUCUAGUGAUGAGGAAUUGUACGACGGCCCACCCGGUGAAUUUACCCCACACCGCGCACCUAGCGGUCCCCGCGUGCGAAAGACACGUCGAGGUUCUCUCGCGGGCUUUAGGCGUAGAGUUGCGAGCGCUCGCCCAAGGAGAGACGACGUGUUACGAACAUCUCGUCAUUGGAUCUCCAGACCACUUGGCACGCAUAUUACAUGCGAACGCCUCGGACGUCGAAGGGUACAGAGAUCACAUCAUUCGCAACAUCGGGCGCGACCCCGAACGUAAGGCUUCGAAGAACGCGACUGUGUUCGUCACAAAGCGACGGGAAGAUUCGUACUCUUUUUACGACUUUGACAAUCAAGAGGAAGUGCUCGGUAUGCUGCGAUCGACUCGCGGCGCCGAAAAUGUCAAGCACUACGUCAUUACGCCUGACACCACUUUGGAAGAACAAAUCGACGUAUUUCUCAACGCGUCAACUCUUGUCUGCCCGGGUGGCGGCGUAGGCUUUUCGUCCUUUUUCCUCGCGAAAGAUUCGCACUUGAUCAUCUGGCCGUAUCCCGGCGGCGGGCACGAAGAGAAACAAUUCACGAUAUCCGCGAAAUGGCUCAGAAAGGUUGAUAUAUGGGUGCCUCAAACAGAUCCCGUCCAGAAUCUCGAUCCGGCGGGACCUUUACCGCACUUUGUCUACAAGUCAAAGUACCCCACCGCGGAAAUCAAAAGACUUCUCGACGAGGGUGGACGCCGAUAAAAUCGUAUCGACAACGAACAAAAUAGCGAACAAAAUAGCUUGCGAGUAGUUACAAGUAGUAU